CGUCCCAUCACCCAACAGGUAUUUAUUCUUCAGAGGAUUGACGUAGACCGUCCCAUCGAUCGGUCAACCCAAGUCUAUUGAUCAAUCGUUCCUUCAAAUCACACUAGAUACAACAUUGAAUUAGCUUCUUAACAAGGAGACAGGAGAUGAAAAAGAAAAAGUGCAGGACCCCCAUCGGGUUCGACAGAAACCGGAGCUCGGCCAGUACCGCCAUCAUGGGCAACACCGGAAAAAUGAUGCGCGCCAAGGUGUACAGUCCACACCCGAAGCCUCCAAUGAUCGAACCACCCCCGCCGCAACAAGACUCCCGGGAAGAAUUGGAAGCUGCGGCAACCGUCGGCAAGAAGGGCAGCAGCAGUAGCCACAACAGAACGACCGAAAGUCAAACCGGCGCCAGCAUCCUCGAGCAACUCACCAUCAUGGAAUCCUCCACCUCCUCUCUCCGAAAGAAAAAAGGAGGCAACCACCGUAGUCGCCGAAAAAGCUUGAACGGGCCCACGGAACCCCCGCCUGAGGAACUCGUAGUCCGUCACGGCAUGCAGGAAUGCAUCUCCAUGAUCCCGGAACCCAGCCAAGACCAGGCGUCCCCGAGCAAAGGCAACAACAUUCGAGACAACGGAAGAGACGGUUCGAACAACGGGGCCAACCCCUUGUUCAACUUUGAUCUGGUCCCGACCAUGAYCAAAGACACGACGUGGAACCAGAGAGAGAUCCCGAACAACGUCGYCGACGACGACAACGGUACGAUAGGCGCAACCUUCAACCCCGGCCCGGGCCCCUUUGCGGGUGACGACGGAUCGAAGCGUUCGUCCACCUCCCGCUCGAUCCACAAAGCCACCAAAACGACCGAACAACCAACACAGCACUCAAAGCACGGCCGCAGCGACGCUUCGGGUAAGAAGAAGAAGGAUCGCUCCGUCCACGAGCGCUCCACCCACGACUUUACGAAACAACACAAAAGCACCAUCCACCACGGGAGGAAAGAGCGUUCCACCCACGGCCACGACUUCACCAAACAGAACAGCAAACACAACACCCUGAAGAAAAACAAGAGCAUCAAUUCGGACACGCUCGCAGCACUGUCCAAGCUCGAGAUCACCGGGACGGAGAGCACCGCCUUUUCGUCGGAUUGCACGUCCUACGAUACGAACGACUCGGUGAGCUUGGCCAACAGCAGCAGCCACAAGCUGCACCAAAAGGCCUCGUAUUGCAUGGUGUUCGAGAGCAUCCUAUCGGUUUUUGAAAAAUGAAUCAAUAGAUAGCAAAAACGAAG
Messenger RNA from Pseudo-nitzschia multistriata, 1273 nucleotides. The record is from the annotation of a GenBank genome assembly. NCBI's taxonomy places the organism in Eukaryota, Bacillariophyta, Bacillariophyceae, Bacillariales, Bacillariaceae.